AACAGUAUAAAUAAAAUUUCAGAAUUCCAAUUCAUAUCUUUGCCUUAAAUGAUUUGAUUAUUUAUUGAUAAAUUUUGACAUUCCAAUUGAAUUUUGCAAGGAACAAAAAAAAGUGUCUUCAAUUUAAAAUGAAAAAAUGCGCGAUCAUGAUACAAUAACGAUUUCUCCGGCUAUAUUUGAACAUUUAGUUGCUAAAAGUAAAGCUCAAACUGUUAGCAGUGAUAAAAAAAUUACUGAAGGUGAACAACAACAAACGCCAUCUGCAAUUUUUAAUGAAGAAAUUCCAUCGUCAUCAUCCAUAUCAUCGGCAAGACGAUCGAAUCAAAAAAUGUCCCAGUCAGCUGAUAAUUCCGAAGGAUCAUUGGCGUUUUCGACAUUUGAUCCAAAUUAUAUUAUGAGACAUGCAGCAUUUGAUCCAAGUAUUCUAUUAUAUGGUAUACGCGGUGAAUAUGAAAGAAAAUUUCAACAGUAUCAACAAUUAUGGCGACAAAAAUGGGAAGAAUUGGAUCGAUUAAAUAAAGAAUUACAUCGAAAACAUGGUGAAAAUUUAGGACAAGAAAUUGAACGUAUGGAGAAAAAAUAUUUUCGUGAACAUUAUGAUCAUAUGGAAAAACCAUGUAAUGAUUCGGAACAAUCCGUGAUUAAUUGUUAUGGUAAAAAUCCUGGACAACCAUUAUUAUGUCGUCGUGAGGUGGAAAAAUUUUCCAAAUGUAUUGAUAUGAAUCGAUUGAAAUUAUUGAAUCAAUGAUGAAAUUGAUUCAAAUUCAAAUAAAAAACCAGAGUAAAAUGAUAUAAUUUUUUUUGAUCU
Molecule: messenger RNA, 808 nt
Organism: Dermatophagoides pteronyssinus (European house dust mite)
Lineage: Eukaryota; Metazoa; Arthropoda; Arachnida; Sarcoptiformes; Pyroglyphidae
Biological process (GO): inner mitochondrial membrane organization
Cellular component (GO): MICOS complex
Source: RefSeq, a predicted model, not a curated record